AUGAUAUUUGUUGGCUUAAUAUUACUUUUAUGUACAGAACAAUUAUGUUAUGCCUGUAUUGGAGGAUCAUCUCCAGCUAGUUGCUGUAGAAAUGGAUGUACAAAUACACCAGUAAGUGGAUGUUCCUCUUCUAGACCAAUUGUUGGCUAUCAAACACAACAACAACCACAAGUGCAAUCUCAGUAUAUUGCUCCAACAUAUAAUCAACGUAUAUAUGCUCAAGUUCCAGAAUCAUAUAUGAGUUCAGAUUCAUUAUAUUCUUCAAAUAAUCAACAAUAUUUAUCUGGUAUCCCUCAACAAUCAUUUAAUAUUCCUCAAAUUCCUUCACAAAAUUCAUAUAUUUCUCCUCUUCAAAAUCAACAUUUACAACAAUCACAAUAUUAUAAUAGUGGACCUGUUUCACAACCAUCAUAUACAAAUAAUGUUCCAGUAUACUCUGGAAAUGGUGAAAAUGCUAAAGGAGCUAUUUAUGAGUCUAUUCAACAAACAGUAUCUAGUGAACAAACAAAAUCUUUAAAUAGAUAUGAUACUUCAUCAAAUAUUAAUAUAAAUAAUCAACCAUCAUUACCUAUUUCAAAAAUUGAAACAACUAAAGAAAAUAUAAUACCAUCUCAAUUAUCUACUAGUAUGGUAAAUUCAUUCACUCAACAAAAAGAAGAAUCAUAUAUUCCAGAAGAAAAAAAUAUUAUUUCACAAAGUUUUAAUGAAAAUAUUCCACAAGUAAGCAAAGAAAAUGUAGAAAAAAAAAUUGUCCAAGUUUCACCAUCAACAACACAUAUUGAAGAUUCUGAUUAUCGUGAUCAGGAACAUGAAACAAUUGUAACAUCAAAAGAAACUACAAUGAAAACAAAUAUUGUACCAUAUACUAAUGAAGUUAUGCCACCAAAUCCACCAGAAGUUGGAUCAAAUCAAUUAGAUGGAAAAGUUGAAACAAUUCAUGUCAGUGAAUUACCACCAAAAGGACCAGAUUAUCAAUUUCAACAUAAUGAUAAAGUUUAUACACAAGAAAAAGAAGAAAAUAUAAAUCAACCAGGAACUAAUAAUGAAAAAAAUGAUGAAGAAAUUAAUAAUGCUCAUAUUGGAGAAACAACUAUUAAUAGUAAUAAUAAUGUUAUUUACACUUCAGAGAAUCAAAAAAAUAAUGAGGUUACUCCAAAUGUUCUAACAAGUAUAAGUUUUGAAAAAAAUCAAAUAAAUAAUAAAUUAGAAUAUGGUGAAAAAACAACAAAACAAAUUGGUAAAGAACAACAAUCAACAACAUUAGUAGAAUCUAAUAAAAUAAUCGAUACAACAAUUAGUGAUUUUAGAAAUGAAAUAAAAGAAAAUACAGAAACAUCAACAAUAGGUAUUAUACCAAAUGCUUCUGAAAUUUAUUCACCAUCUAGUGCAAAUGUUAAUCAAAAUACUGAUGGUUCUAUUUAUGAAGAAACAACUACUACUAAAAAAAUUGUUACAUCAAAUCCAAUAAUUAUUGAAGAAACAUCUAAGCCAUACAGAAUUCGUAGAAUUUAUUUUAGACAUAGAAAUUAA
Messenger RNA from Strongyloides ratti, 1530 nucleotides. RefSeq lists its product as hypothetical. Lineage: Eukaryota; Metazoa; Nematoda; Chromadorea; Rhabditida; Strongyloididae. The transcript has a single exon. The record is from RefSeq and is a predicted model, not a curated record. Bases 1 to 1530 code for a protein of 509 amino acids.